This is a messenger RNA of Malassezia globosa CBS 7966, 1293 nucleotides long. RefSeq lists its product as uncharacterized. The transcript has a single exon. Bases 1 to 1293 code for a protein of 430 amino acids. Gene Ontology annotation, molecular function: diphosphomevalonate decarboxylase activity; ATP binding. NCBI's taxonomy places the organism in Eukaryota, Fungi, Basidiomycota, Malasseziomycetes, Malasseziales, Malasseziaceae. Gene Ontology annotation, biological process: isoprenoid biosynthetic process; isopentenyl diphosphate biosynthetic process, mevalonate pathway. The record is from RefSeq and is a predicted model, not a curated record. Gene Ontology annotation, cellular component: cytosol.
AUGAGCGUGUAUCAGGCUACUUGUACGGCGCCUGUGAACAUAGCUGUGAUCAAGUAUUGGGGAAAGCGGGACACGAAGCUCGUACUACCAACAAAUGACAGUUUGAGUGUGACGUUGGAUCAGGACCACUUGCGCACAGUGACAACUGCACGUGCUGAUGCAUCUUUUGGCACAGACGAGGCUGGCACUCGUCAGGACAAGCUCUGGCUGAACGGGGCGGAGGAGAGCAUCAAGCCUGGCGGACGUCUGGAUGCGUGCCUGUGUGAGAUGCGCAAAUUACGCGCCGAGCUCGAAGCUAAGGAUCGCUCCCUGCCUCCGCUGUCCAAGUGGGGACUACGGCUUUGUUCUGAGAACAACUUCCCUACUGCUGCAGGACUAGCAUCGUCCGCCUCAGGAUUUGCCGCGCUCGCUGUGUCUGUUGCUGAACUUUAUGGGCUGCGCGCUGUGAUGACAAGCUCACAGCUCUCGAUCAUCGCACGUCGCGGCAGUGGCUCGGCGUGCCGUUCCGUGUUGGGUGGUUUUGUUGCUUGGCAGAUGGGCACUGCUGAUGACGGUUCUGACUCAUUCGCUAUACCUAUCGCUGAGCGCGAGCAUUGGCCGGAUCUCCAUGUAUUGAUCUGUGUCGUGAAUGAUGCAAAGAAAGGCACUUCAUCAACGGUCGGAAUGCAAAACACAGUCGAGACUUCGCCGCUUCUUCAGCAUCGAAUCAAGCAUGUGGUUCCUGAACGCAUGCAGCAGAUGAAUGAGGCGAUCCAAAAGCGGGACUUUGCUGCUUUCACUCAGCUCACGACCGCGGACUCUAAUAAUUUCCACGCCUGCUGCCUGGAUACGACGCCGCCCAUCUUCUACAUGAAUGAUACGUCUCGAGCUAUUGUGCAUGUUGUGGAAGAACUGAAUCGUGCGCGUGCAGAAGCGGGCGAAGACCCAAUUGCCGCGUACACAUUCGAUGCAGGGCCGAACGCCGUACUGUACGUGCGUGAAAAGGACAUGUCAUGUGUUAGGCAAGUCGUGCAGCACUAUUUCCCGGGGGCCACAAUGGAUGACCGUUUGCAGGGGGCUGCUAAUGAUGCAUCAGAGGCCCCAGCAUCAUCCCUUUCAUCAUCCUCAUUAUCACUGCCGCUGCCGUCCUCGUUGCCCGCGACCUUCCGCCCUGACGUUGUGCCAGUGCACCCCGCCGGCAGUGUGCGACGCUUGAUUCACACUCGUGUUGGUGACGGCCCGCGCGUACUGGAACAUGGUCAGGGACCUGAGUCGCUUUUGUCUGCGGAUGGCAUGCCUGUGCACACAAAGUAG